CCAGGAAGUAUAAGAAUUACAAUACUGCAAUGGAGAGAUUCUCAAUAAUCUUGUAUCAACGUUUAUUAUUCUUUUUCAGCACUGUAUACGACGACUCGGAUAUAUCCAAAAUUCAGUGAUUGCAUUCGUUUUUUGUUUGUUAUAGUGUAUUGUGUUUAUUUAUUUAAAAAUAGGCUAAUCAUUAUCGCAGAGUCAUGAGACAUUUUGCACACCCAGCAGCUUUCGCCUACUCCAUGACAACUCUUGGUGCUGGCAUGAUGAACAGCAUUUUUAGUUUCUAUUAUGUGAAACUCUUCUUAAAUAAGUACAAAAUAUCAGAGGGAGCUUUCCAUCAGGCACAGGUUGUCUAUAUGAUCUGGAACGCAAUCAAUGACCCCUUGUUUGGUUAUUUGCAAGACAACUCACGCAUAGAGUUCUGUUCACGUCGGAGGCUCUCAAUUUUAUAUGGAGCCCCCCUGUACUGCCUGACAUUUUUGCUAGCAUGGUUUCCUUGGAGAACGUAUAAGGAGGGUGACUGGCUGAGUGGCGUACACCUUACAAUUACCUUAUGCGCUUUUGAUGGCAUGCUUACAUUCGUGCUGUUAGCUCAGUGUGCCCUCUUUGCAGAAAUUUCAGGAGACCAUCAGAACAGGCUGAGACUUAUUAAAUACAGCCAGGUUGCCUCUCUGGUGGGUUCUUCUAGCGUGCUGUUUAGUGGCCUUAUCACCAGGAACAUGGAUGACUUCGCUGCCUUUCAGGGAUUCAGUGUGCUGGUGGCCGUGCUGGCGUGCGGAGCUAUGUUAUACACAGGCUUUCACAGUGAGAGUCGAUUUGAUAGUGAAUCCUUUGAGACAACUUCCCAAGGUCCCCAGAAACCAUCACUCUCAAUGUCUUCUGUUGUCUCCAUGACCUUGCAGAUCCUGAUCAACAGAGACUUCCAGCUCUUUGUAAUCAUGAACUUUUUCCAGGUAUUUAUGGUGGCUUUCUGCAAUAACUUCACCAUGAUUUUUGCAGAGCAUCUCAUACCUCAAGAUGUCUUGCCAUCGCUUGCCAAGAGUGUCAUGUAUGGAGCUGGGUUCAUCUGUCCUCAGUUAUUAGUGUUGUGCAGUCAGAAACUUCUCCAUCGGAUUGGCUACUACAGGAUCAUUUUGAUGACCUUCUACGUGGAAGCAGGAGCUGCUAUAAUCAUGCUACUGUUGGGUCCAGGCAGCUACUAUUUCCUUGCAUUGUUCCUCACUGGUAACAUGGUCUUGGUUCAAGCGGCCUUCAGUCUUUUCAAUUUGCCACUGGCUGACAUCAUUGAUUCUGACCUUCAGAAAAACAAACGCAGUACUCCACUCUCAUCUAUGGUUUUUGGGACAAAUGCACUUUUUACAAAGCCUGCCCAGUCUCUGGCCCCUAUGCUGGUUGUGUCCAUCCUGAACAAAUAUGGCUAUUCAGAAAUCAAAGAUGUUGGAAAUUCUGUAGACCCAAGUGUUCUUCAGUCUCUUCAGAGCACCAUGUUUUACCUGGUAUGUGUAGUACCAAUGUGCGUCACAGCUCUGCAGGUGCUUGCAUGGAGGCCAUUCUCCAUAAGAGACAGUCAUAUGUUGGACUCUUAAGUAUAUACCUGUAAAUGGAUAAAUGUUAGCUAUAUGUGUGCCCUUUAUUUUUGUGCCUAUAUUUGUGGUGGGUGGAAGGUUUAAGUUGAUAGGGUUGUUGGUCCACUGAUUAUUUGUAUUGGUUCAAUUGUAUACUUUGCAUCAAUAAAGCAAGUAUGCAUCUUGGGGAUUCUUGGAGAACAUUAAUCAGACGUUCAGAAGGAAACUGUAGUAAGGAAUAAUGUGGUUUUUCCUUUUUUAGGAAUAAUUUGGUUAUUAUUUUUUAAUAAUGACAUUAUACUUGCAAAAAAAAAGAAUAAAGGAUGGACUGAUUUAUAUGACAUGAAUGUGUUUUAUGUCAUUUAUCUGUUGCCUGGGACAACGGUCAUUAAUACAGUUUAGCUGUCAUUAUACAAAUGUAUUUGACCAAUUGACUGAUUAAAAUCAGAAGUUUUGUAAUACGUCUAUUUAUCUGUAACAUGUUCUGUACUGUAGCACUAUAGGUCAUUUUUAGCUGCUGGGGUGAUAUUAAUAUUCAUUUGUUAUUGGAAUGACAGAUGUAGCCAUUAUGACAUGAAAUAACUGAAGUUUAUUUAUUUAAAAAAUGUAAUUAGAAGUGUAACUGAAUGCGGUGGUAAAGGUUUACCAAAAUUGUAAACAGAGAACAAUGCAAAAAUGCAUGUUUAUCAUUAUAAAAUGAUUGUGGUGUAUUUUCUGAUUUUUUACUCAGGAAUGUAUACAUAUAUUUUAUUUAAUUCAACUGGUUGUUA
Molecule: messenger RNA, 2329 nt
Organism: Paramisgurnus dabryanus
Lineage: Eukaryota; Metazoa; Chordata; Actinopteri; Cypriniformes; Cobitidae
Source: RefSeq, a predicted model, not a curated record